UGUGUGUGCAGUCUCUUGACUGCCCUCGGUGGGAAACGCGUCGAACGAUGGCCGAGCAACAGAGRAUGAAAAAGGACGAUCAGCGGCCCCCGGAUCUCAACAACUGUAUCGAACAAUUUGUUGCGUUAUACAAUGAAAAGUCGAAGUCGAUCGAGAGCCUUGGAGCGCUCUAUCUUGCUGCUAUUGGGGUCCUCUACCACCUCCGGCUUGAUCAAAAAACCAUUUUUUCCCGUCGGUACGUGCGUGAUGCGCGUUCGAUCCCCAAAAUGUUGGAAUUUCACACAAAAUUUCUUUUGUUUUGCUCACAAUUUGAUCUGACUAUUUGUCGGUAACCGUGCUCGUUCGUCUCGAAUAACCGACCGAUAAUUGGCACAAUGUACGCAGGCAACAAAAAGAGAACAAUGACGAUGAAGUUCAGUUUCCAAAACCUUGGGAGAUCCCUGCAAUGACUGCARUUUUGCUGAAUCAACCAUUUCUGCGUUCCCUGAUAUCGUGUAUGAAAUCCAAUUCGACAGAUGGGUUUGAAGCAUCAUCCGUCGCGUCGUCUUCGGUAGGAACAGCGUCGCAAUUGAAUUUGAUGUACACUCCCGGGGCUCGCAAACGAGGACUUUCAUGGGAAAAAAAUACAAGCAUUAGUACAGAGGUGAUGAGCAAGAGCAUGAAAUUGGCACACGGGCAAUCUCCGAUGGUUGGAAAACGAACCGUAAUGGGAAACAUUACAAAGCCCCAAAUGGACAUUAAAAUGUUAGCAGGUACAAUACUGUAUGUUGCCAUGGAGUCUAUUGACCAUUGGCCAGCGCCUAUGAUUGAAGCGUAUGCUGAAGACUGCUUCGGGCCACGAUCUUGGGUAGACGAUCCAGCCUAUCGACUUUUGGUGGAUAAUUUGUCUUUGAUACACAGAGACGAUGACAAUGGGGAUCACGGCGGUGGCAAUUGUGGCGAUUUGGACGUGUUGCUGGCGGACGCAUCCAAAGUAGCAGAGUUCUUUCGCAAAAACCAUAGUCGUCGUUACCAGAAUACAACAAUCAUGUCCACGGAAGCAAACAUGAAACGUUCGUCAUCGAUGUCCGCAGUACACGAAAAACGGGCAUUCACAUUGAAGAGACAACGUUCUGAAUCUGUCGGAUCUCAGAAUUCUAAGAAGACUUCUUUCAGUCCCCAACAAAAAUUAAAGACCAAAGUCAAGAGUGACAUUUUGUAUGAAUCUGAUUCGGGGGAUGAAGAAGAAGUCGCGAUCACAACAUCAUAUAGCAAGUACCCGAAUGACGGCGGUGGUUCYUCGUCAUCUUCUGGAGAAGACGAAGACAAUCCAAUUGCAACCGUACUAGCCAAACCUACAUAUCCAGUUCAGCAAAAGAAUCUGAUUUAUUCUCAAGUGAGACGCCGAUAUUUCGGACAGAAUUUGGAGUCGGCAUUCGUCGCCGUGUCCGAUAAGCUCAGUCAGCGUUUAGAUAUGAAGUCCAAGCAAAACUCGGGUCUUUUGCAGUGCCUAACUUCUUUUACGUCGAUACCAUCGGUUCGGAUCAUAAUAACAGGAAAUCUCGAAAAAUGGCUGCAGUCGCCAGCUUUGUCGGGCCUUGCAAGGGCGCUGUUUUCGAAAACUGUGAACAGCAUGAAGAAUACCGAUCCCCCGUUGCGAGAAGAUCUCUCUGCAUUGGAUAACAUACUCCGUAUGAGACUCAAAGCGAACCAAUUGAAUGCUCACAUAGAAAACGUCACAGCCGUUGCAACUAGGAUUCCUACGGUGACUAUCACCAAGCAUAUUUAUCGGCAUAUUCUACGAGAAAUAUUAGUGAAUAUGGACUCUCAUGAUUCGACACUUUCAGACCAUCUGAGUAUGAUUCAUGCCGUCCAUGAUGUUCUUCCGCGGGAACUGUCUGCAAUUGGUAUCGCCUCUACCUUAUUUGAACUGCUUCUGAAUAGACCUGACCCAUUUAACGAUCUUGCUACACCAAAUUACAUUCGAAGAAUACAAGAAUUGAUUCGAGCUAUUGCAAGCAAAUUUGGAUCAUCCUUUGAUGGAUGUAUAGUCUUGAAUGCUAUGUUGUCAUUAAAAGCCGAUCCAAAAUAUGCCUGGAGCAUCAUAGAUGAAGAAAACAAAGCGCGUCUCAUGUUUCAAUGCGUCACUUUGCUUGUUGAUCCCGGAGCGAUGACUCAACGGAUUCAACCUACUGGGAAAUCUGUCAGAAUUGUGAAUCCGUCGGAAGAAAGCGUGGCGAAGGUCAAGGCUAAGUUAAUAGAAGCUCGAAAGCUCUUGAUUCGUUGGUGCUGUGUAGAUUACGCACCUUUCUACUCAUUAGAAUCGGAGCAAAAAAAUACCACCAAGGCAAGAACAGAAAAGAAAAAAGACGAGAUCACAGGUGCAGGGACGCCAAUUUAUAGCUCUAUUUUGGAUGGAGACGGGGAUAGAAGCUUCUCGCCGUGGGUGAAAGUUAUGCGUUCCGUGCUCUUCCUAGAGAAAUCAGACUCCCCAAUUCUUGGAAACUUUCUUUUCAUGGGCCAUGCCCCCUUUGAAGAUGUUCAGGGAUGGGAAGAUGAGGCAAAAAGGAUUAACUUCUGUUGUGACAAUGGCGCAGAUGUUGAUGAUGAAAUGCUUUGGACUGUUGUACAGGUUGCUUCAAACGAAAUUGAGGGGGUGUUAAGCAAAGAUAUUGCAUUAUUAUUGUUGGAACACAUGUUUGAACGUUGUAAAAAAGGUAUGAAAUCCUCUCUUCUGGUUCAUGAUCCAACUUUGAUAUUGAAACUUUACGAGCUAGCUGAAUACAUCCCUUCUGUAAAAAGCAAACAGGAUAUUUCACACCAAUUGAAUGGAGGUUGCAAAGAAAUGCCAGACGGAAAAGAGAAUAAUCAAGACGUAUUUGUUCCCCGCCUCGGUUAUCCCGGAAUGUGGUGGCGAGUUACUGGACUUGCUUUGAUUUUGUGUGGAGCGUCCCCCAGUGCUAUUGGAGACAAUGUACUGAAAAACUUUCCAACCCUAAAAGCUUUGAUAAAAAUGAUCACGUCUGAUCGGUACAGAUUUCCAACUGUUGAUAGUGAUGAUGCAGCACGAAAAGAGCAGAAAAGAAUCGAGCAGGCGAUGAGGGACGAAGAAGGCAAAUUGGCUGAAUAUCUGUUUGCCCCUCCUAACAAAGUAAAGAAGAAGGCGAAAUACAAUGUUCACAAAAUUGAUAGUGGGACCCAAAGUUCGGGGCAAAGAAGUUCCAAAAGGCAGCAGGCAAAACGUGAACAGGAGAUAAAUCGACAGCGUCAGAAAGAAGAAGCUGAAGCUCAGGCUGAAGCAAGUCGAAGGAAAAAACUGCUGAAGACUGCUCAAAAGUCAAUAACAAUCUGGGAUCCCUACAAAGGCCCAAGGAAGCCUCCAAAGGAGUCAAUUGAUUUGAUUUUUUCGAUAGGGGAGCUUUUCGAUCUGAAACGAGUAUUCCAAAGUAGUACUGAACCAGAUUUCUUACUCACUACCAUUGGGUCCACUACGAGAGGAGCAAUCGAACGUGCCCACGACUGGUUAAUACCAAUCAUUUCAUUUCUUCCAGAAACGGUGUCUCGACUCCCAGCUAGUGCAUCUUGCUUCCUUUUGAUCCGUGCUUAUGGUACGAAUGGAGACGAACGAACAGGUCUUCAUGAAUUAUCGGCACCUCUGUUACAACAUGUUCGAGACUCUCUGAUAGGGRAUUUUGGGGAAACUGAUGCCGUCCGAACUUUCGAUCUUCUUUUGACAGAUAUUGCUAAUCAUGAUCCAGAUCGCCGUCGAUGUGCUAGGCGUGUGCUAACGAAUGCUAUUGGCAAAGAAAAUCUUGGAGAAAUAGACACUACGUUCGAUGGGUCAAAUCAUGCUUGGGCGAUCAAUCUUAUGCACGUCAAGCAUUCAAAGUCGAUUGUAUCUGAUGCAAUUCAAAGAUUGGCGAUAGCAGCUUCGUUUGAACGCGGUGGUAAUUUGCGAUACUUGGUUCUUGCAUUGAACAAAUUGACAAGAUUUGCGAAAAAUUAUGGUGUUGAAGGGGAUUGGGAUUUUGCCUCACUUUUUAUUGAACUUGUUUCGAAGCGCCCAACAGUUUUUGCUAAUGCCUUAAGCUCAUAUACGGACCUUCGUUCACUCGCAAUUGAGGUUGUUGGCGAAGAGUUCAGAGCCUAUGUAGAUGGCAAGAUUUCGAACCUGUCAAAUAAAAAUAAUAUGGUUCAUAUCUCCCUUUGCCGAAGUGACAAAAAUGGAUCAUCAAUCAAAGUUGAGAUGCCACUUGCAUUGUUGCAGUCGUCUUGCGUUUUAUUGAGUAUCUGGUCAGAAGAUGAUGCCCGCGGUAGGGAUAGCACUGCCAUUGAGGGCCUUGUUAUAAUGCUCAUGAAUUCUCGAGAGUACCAUGGAGAAGCUGAUAUAACUGAAAAGCAAGGAACGGAAAAUGUCGACGGGCUUGCAAGUGCUAAGAUACUUGUGACGCAGAAGACUGCAAUAGCAGUUGAAUCAUGGGUGAUGCUUGCGAAGUCCCGAAGCGACUUUAUUGCGAAACGUGCGGCAUUAGCUGCACCAACUAAUGUUCUUCCAAGAUUACUUCUCUGCUCUGGACUACCUCGAGCAUCUCUGGUGACUAUGAUCAACCGACUCGGAAAACUCGGARAAAAGGCAGAUGAUAUUCACAAGACAUUCACCCAACUAUUGGUCCCGUCUGCUUCGAGUGAGUGGGAUCUCGGACGCCUAGGUCAUCGACGUGAGAUUUCAAGAAAACUCUUAGGGAGAGUUUGUGCAUAUUCGAGGUUGUAUAGGUUAUCAGAGCUAAAUGGCAAAGAAGAAGUAUCUUUUGUAUUUGUUGAAUGGCUAUCGAACUCGUGCAGAUCUUCGCGGAAACCGACGAAAUUGAAAGCUAAAAAACCAAAGAUACCACCACCUAAAAUAUAUGAAUGUAUCGAGAAUGCAAAAAUGCUAUUCGAUUCCAUGUCAAUGGAUAUGCUAGGUAAUACGGAUGUGUCAAGUGCGGAGGAAAUGCAUGCCGAUACGUCUGAUAUGWCCAAUUUUCUUUUGUUUCAGGAUGAAACGACUGUUUCCCUCCCAAUCACGCUUGAUGACGCUGUUGAAAAUUUUCUGGUCGAGACUUUUAAAGAAAACAAAUCAGAUUUACUCGAUAACUGGCUACUCAAAAACUUUUCCCACGAACCAUUUCCACUCAAGAAAAAACGGAGAAAUACAGAGGAAAAGAGACCAAGGCUUGGUAACGAGGAGCUUGCGUUUUUGCUUUUAAAAUGCUACACUCGGCUGGAGCGCAAGGUUGAAAGUAUUUCUUCCACACUCGUAAAGUGGAUUCCAAAGCUUUCAUCUUUACGGGGUUCACCUAAAUUUUGGAGAAUUCUGUUCGCUCGUGGUCAAAAGCCAGCGUUUUUAUGGGAUAAUUUAAUAUCAAGGUGCUUUCAAGUAUGGGAUCGUGAGCAUAUGACUCGGUGUCGGCAGUGGAUCCUGUCGAAUGGYAGAAAGGAGGAGCUUGAUCUUGUCAAGACGGUAAGAUUUUUGAUCUUAGCUUCAAGGUUCCCCACAAUAAAUGUUGACAGUUUUGUGGAUUUGACUUUGACAGCCGAAUACGAAACGUGGGGAAGAACAGAAGAAGCUGUUCGAAGUGCUACUGGACUUGCACUCGAUUGUUUACUCUCUUUUGAUUACGAAACAAGAUUGCGCUCCCGCAGUGACGCCCCGGAAUGCUUGGUUUUGCUCCUUUUGAUUGCAAAGUUGGGUCGAAACCAGGUUCAAUUUGUUACUGGAGCAAUAAUGGAAAGACUACAGAACGACGACGAGCAAAAUGAACGCCUCCUACUUCUUUCUCUUCUCAGGAUCUACGCAUACCUUCCUUUUUCAAUGAAUCUUAGUACAGCAGCAUUACGAUCGAACCUAAUGAAAGCGGUAGAAUUGAGUGCAGAAGACUGGCUAUYAUGGAGAUCMCCUCUAGAUGAUUCCGUCCGGGAAAUGAUUGGUACCGCAUUCUCAAAUACUUCUUCGCUGCGUUCGGUACAGUCUUUGUUUGAUGUUGCGAAAAAACAUCCUCUGUUAUUACUGCGCAAACUGGAGAUGAUGGAAAAUAUUCUCGAAAAAGAUGCGUCUGAUAUGGGUACCGCGGGCGCCGAUGAUAAAGCAGGUUUAGUUAGAGGUCAAGGUUUGAACGAGCCGCUAAUUGGCGCCUUCAAUGGUAAAGAGCUGAAACUUUUUGUUAAGCAUUGGGGGUACAAUUAUACGGAGCAUAUUUGGUCAUCUAUUCUGGAUGUAAUUUCGGCGGUUCCUAACGAAGUUCUUUUUCAAUGCGGUCUAAAGAUGGGACUAUUGGAGUUGUUAGGUGCGUAUCUACGCCUCGUGUUGGUCCAGUCCCAGCUUCGCACCAACAACGAUCGUCUAGUGAAUUUGAAGGAACGAAUUUCCGAGGUUUUGGGAAGGUUCCAAACUGCAAACCUAAAAUCUUUUGAUUCUUGGAUGGCUAGUAGGAACUGUGGACUACCCUCCCUUGGCGCAACAAGAAAUGUGAUGGUAGGGUGUGGCUUCUUAUCCCCACAACAAGCAAUGGACAGCGUAAAAAGGACAUAUGCCUCAGCUCCAAAGAAUGUGCAGUCCUAAUSAUCUCGUUUACGAUAUCUAUUGAGUAUAAAUUGUUUUGUAAAUGACAUCCAAGCAGUAGCAUCGAAAAUCUGUGAUAUUCCAGUUAUAUUAUCUUUAUUUUGUCACAUGGCCUUAUUUUGCAUCAUAAACUGCAUCCCAGAACAUCAGCUCAUAACCUUGCAGCAAUCGUACUUCGUUGACGAUAUCUUCGUACGAAACGUUCUCCUUCAUCAUUACCGUGGCUGCCAUGUCGUCUAGUUUCUCGAUGGGGGUACCAAAAAAAUUAAUGAAUGCAAGGGCCGAAGACGCCUCCUCAUCGCUCAUUUUUCCAUAGCCGUACUCGGGUCGGCAUCGCAAUGACUCGUGCAACUCGGCGCACAUUGCCCCCCAGGCAGGAAAGUUGACGGCACAGGCAGCAGCCCCCGCUCCCCGAUUGCCGGCAAGUGCGAUGCGGGCCCAGUACGAAGGAUAUGCCUGUCCUCCGGCCGUCACCGUAUAUUCUUUCAAGCUCUCUUCCGCAUUCUCAAAUCCCAGCGACUUGGAGUGAUCAAGGAGGAGCCGAGAUGCGUACACUUCUCCUCCCAGCAAAAACUGAAAAAUAUCCGGAAGGGAAUCUGUGUCGCUGCCGGUUUCGUCGUCCUUUGCCGGCGGGACACUCGCCACAGAAAGGGACUUCGGUCGGAAGUUUUCGUGACCGGCCAACAGUGCAAAGCUACAAGCAUCGGAAUACUGAAUAGAAUAUUGCUCUCCAGCAAACGCCCGGCGUUGAGCCAGUGUCAGCUUUCCUUCCUUGGCUGCGAUUAGGUAGGGAUGGGAGGCGAGGGCUUUGUUGGUAUCCAGGUUGAAUUGCUCCGUUCUCAACCGUUCGAGCAUCUCCGAGUAGAAAGCAAUAUUUCUGCUACUAUCGUCGCAAUCGGUGGGGUUUGACAUGGUCAUAUCGUUCGCA
Pseudo-nitzschia multistriata is the source of this 7505-nucleotide messenger RNA. The record is from the annotation of a GenBank genome assembly. Lineage: Eukaryota; Bacillariophyta; Bacillariophyceae; Bacillariales; Bacillariaceae.